Molecule: messenger RNA, 1768 nt
Organism: Aricia agestis (brown argus)
Lineage: Eukaryota; Metazoa; Arthropoda; Insecta; Lepidoptera; Lycaenidae
Gene: TORIP
Exons: 8
Coding region: 87-1448 (453 amino acids)
Source: RefSeq, a predicted model, not a curated record
UUCUCCAUCGAAAAAUUACCGUAUUUCAAGAAUCAAGUUUCAACAAAUUCUCAUGCUCGCAAUUUCUAAAUCACAAACAAGCGUUGAUGUUGAGUAACAUCAAUGAGGGGGAUUGGGGGGUCAAAAUAAAUCCAUCUGCUAGGAAAAGUAUUCAUGCAGGUUGCUCUACCUGCAUUGAAAAUAAAAUUAUGGGAAGAUAUGGAUGUUCCCACCGUAAAGAGAAACAAAUCAAUACAGGGCAAAGUCAAGGAACAGAUGAAGUGGAUAAUGUUAUGAGUAAACUUGCACCUCCAUACAAUAGUAGCAGACCUUUGCCUACUAGAAAAAGUGUCAGUCGAAGGAACUCAAUUGAUGUGCCUGGGGCUAACAAUAGUGAUGAAACUGAUGAUGAUAAUGAGCUAUACAGGAGUGCAGCACAAAGCGAUUUUAACACAAGUAGAGAUGAGUUUCUAACAUCAACAAAUAAUAGCCCUACACAAGACAGAGAUACCCAUAGAAGAGAUAUACAUACAAGAUCAUCUCCUAAAAAUGGAUCUUACAUAAGUGGAAACACAUUAGAGUCAUAUAAUAUAAGUCCAGCUCAUAAUAUAAGUAGAAAAGAUAUAAGUGACUACGAGACAAGAUAUGACACAAGAUCAUCUCAAAAUGGAUACAUGAGUGGAAUCAUCUUAGAGUCUGCUAGAAUAAAUUCAGCUCAUAAUCUGAAUACAAGACGUGAAAGUGAUUCUGAAACAACAAGAGGAGGAAAUAAAUUUAAAUAUGUUGGAUUAAUAUUGGUAUUAGCUGUUGUCGCUAUCGGAAUCAACAUUGAUUAUUUUUUACGAACAAUAGAUACAGAGAAUGACAUAUUUUCCAAUGAUAUAAUUUUCCAUGAUCAUAUAAGUAGCUUAGGUGCUAAAUAUAAAGUUAGUCGUGAUGCUAUUCUACGAUUAAAAGUUGGCAUAUCUACGAUUUCAAAAAACCAGGAUGCAGCAUCAUUUAUGCUUAUUUAUGAUAGCAGAGCAGAAAGUUUUAAUGCACAAGUUUUAUUCAGUUUUGUAGAAGAGUUAGCCUUGAAAACUGUUCAAUACUUACGUAAUAACAGCAAUUCCAUUCAAAAUGUCAUAGUAGACACAGACCACAUUGAAACUGAAUCGGAACUGAGAGCACUUCAGAGUGAAGUGGAGAAAACUGGUGUCAUGAUUGUUCCAAACAUAAAUGAUGUCCCGUCAGAGCUAGCUAUGGCAUUUCAUUACUAUUGUGAUGAAUACAACCCUUUGGUUAAAAGUAGCGCCAUCUUUUUUACACUUGAUGCAGCAGCAUGCAUAUAUAGUAAGGAAGUAACACACACAUUUAUUGAAAAGUGUUUAUUGAACAAAUGGAAUGAUAUUCACAAAGACAAAAUAGGUCCCUUAUUAACAAGAGUUGUUAAUGUUAUUAUAGAUAUCUCUAACAUAACAUUGUUAUAAAUAAUUUUACUAUUUUACAAAUGGCCUCAUAAUUCGAUGUUUUAAAUUUUAAUUUUCAAGAUCCUUUGAAAUUUUGGUUUUAUUAACUUUACUGUUCUUCACUGCUACCUGACAGGUCAGUGUAUCACUUUAUUUAAAAUAUUAAAAUGCAAAAAAUCAACCAGGGCUUCUGGAUAACUAAAGCCAGUAUUAAUUUUAACAAACUUAACUUAUUUAUUGAAUAAAAUAUAAUGAUUAUAUUUUUAAUAAGUAACCCAGUUUUGUAUUCUAUAAAAAUAGCCAUAAAAUGUUGUUUAAAUAAAUAUUUGUUUUUUCUAAUA